AGGCCGACACCGGAACCGCUGCACAGGGGAAAGCAAAAAUGGCGAAUGUCGUGGAAGCAACAACUCGCCAGCAGUUUGAAGAUUUCCUAGCCAAAGCUGGAAAAUGCCUGACCGUUGUGCAUUUCCAGGCGUCAUGGGCUCCUCAGUGCGGCCACAUGAACGAAGUGAUGGCCGAGUUGGCCAAGGAACACGCGCACACCACGUUUGUCAAGCUGGAGGCGGAAACUGUGCCGGAGGUAUCGGAAAAGUAUGAAAUCGCCUCUGUCCCUACUUUCCUUUUCUUCAAGGGAGGGGAGAAGGUGGACCGCCUGGACGGGGCCCAUGCUCCUGAGUUGACCAAGAAGGUACAGCGCUUGGCAGUCACCGGGAGUCCGAGUGGAGCUGCGCAAAGUAGCACCGCAGACCUGAACCAGCGGCUGAAGAAGCUGAUCAACGCGGCCCCCUGUAUGCUCUUCAUGAAGGGGUCCCCCCAGGAGCCUCGCUGCGGCUUCAGCCGGCAGAUAGUGGCCCUGCUGAAGGAGAACAACAUCCAGUUUAGCAGCUUCGACAUCCUGUCCGACGAGGAGGUCCGAAGGGAGCUGAAGACCUACUCCAACUGGCCCACCUACCCUCAGCUGUAUGUGAAUGGGGAGCUGGUGGGAGGACUGGACAUAGUGAAGGAGCUGGCCGAGUCUGGAGAGCUGGAGAACACUUGCCCAAAGGCUGUCCCCUUGGAGCACCGUCUGAAGACCCUCAUCAACCAAAAACCAGUCAUGCUGUUCAUGAAGGGCAACAAGGAGGCUGCACGAUGUGGCUUCAGCAGGCAGACGCUGGAGAUUUUGAACGCCACCGGGGUGGAUUAUGACACCUUUGAUAUUCUGGAGGAUGAAGAGGUGCGUCAGGGGCUCAAAACUUAUUCUAACUGGCCAACCUACCCCCAGCUCUACGUGAAAGGAGAGCUGAUCGGGGGUUUGGACAUACUUAAGGAGCUGAAGGAGAGUGGAGACCUGGUGUCAGUGCUGAAGGGGGAGUCGUAGAUGGAUGUGUCAUGCCAGGGGGAACAAGAAGCUUCCAUACAUGACCAGAUCGUCCCUCUGUCACUAAUGUAACAUUACAGGAGUGCCAGGCAGUAAAAGAAAGAAGUUAUGAUUUAGAAAUUAGAUUUAAUAAUCAAAUUGUUCACUAGUAGCACUUGGAUAGGAUCACAUUCUAUUUAAAGUAAAGAAGAAAAAAUGAUAUUGCAGUUUUGUGAAAAUUGAUUUUUGGUUUUCAUUCUGACAUUUUGAAAAUGCAUCUUAAGAAAUGUUUAAAGUGAAAGUUAAGCGAUUCCUGUGCUUGGCCUAGUUUUAUACAUCCUUGUCUCUGGGAAAAUACAGCCUACUGAGAACAGCUGAUAUUAUCUAGUGUCUGCAUUGUUUUGUGUUACAUCUGUCCUUCCAGUAUGCAUAACCUCGCGCCUAAGAACUGGAACUUUAUAUUCAGUGAAACAUUAUUGCUGACCAGCCCAGCCUCUGACUUGUCAUGCCGUCCUGUCCAUCUGCUGUCCACAUAUUAACUAUAUCCAAAAAUCACUCUGGUUUAAAUACUUGGAACUAGCUUCAUGUGGAAAUUAUUAAUACUUUGUUCAUCAAUAACAUGAUUAAACAAAAAAAAAAAAA
Molecule: messenger RNA, 1637 nt
Organism: Micropterus salmoides (largemouth bass)
Lineage: Eukaryota; Metazoa; Chordata; Actinopteri; Centrarchiformes; Centrarchidae
Gene: glrx3
Product: glutaredoxin 3
Exons: 1
Coding region: 39-1016 (325 amino acids)
Source: RefSeq, a predicted model, not a curated record